Messenger RNA from Sorex fumeus (smoky shrew), 1671 nucleotides. RefSeq names its product solute carrier family 7 member 6 opposite strand (gene SLC7A6OS). Gene Ontology annotation, biological process: developmental process. The record is from RefSeq and is a predicted model, not a curated record. Lineage: Eukaryota; Metazoa; Chordata; Mammalia; Eulipotyphla; Soricidae. The transcript has 5 exons. Bases 15 to 941 code for a protein of 308 amino acids.
UCGGCGGCCGCGCCAUGGAGGGCGGCCGCACUGCGGUGCUGCGCGUGAAGCGAAAGCGGAGCGCCGAGCCCGCCGAGGCCCUGGUCCUCGCUUGCAAACGCCUUCGAAGCGGGGCCGAACGGUCGGAGACCCAGGAGACGUCCCCCCGGGGUCCCGAGGGAGACGCGGAGAAAAAUGUCUUCCAGUUAGUGGCCACCGUACGCACGCAGGAGGAGCCGGUCCAGCCGCUCGUCCGCGCCGCCUUGCGCCCUGCGCGGAGCAGCGAGCAGCGGAUCCGCCGCGACCUCCGCGAAUCGGCGUCCCGGAGCCGGCAGGAGGGUCGCUACCGGGUGGUCGCCAGCCGCCGGUCCCUGGGGACGCUCGCGGCCGGCCUGGAGCCCGCGGCCGGCCCGGGAGACGCAGAGGCCACCGAGGACGCCGGCUUCCAGCUCUUCGACCUGGUCCACGAGGAAGGGGAGCCAGAGGCCGCCGGCGCCGGGGCCGCCUGCACGCCCUCCAACCCAGACGCUAUCCUCUGCAACUCUGUAGAGUUGAUCCGGGAACGGCUGACGUUAUCAGAGGAUGGCCCCAGAGUUGGGCCGCAGGAGGAACAGAAAGAUGAUUAUGUGUAUGACAUUUACUACUUAGAGAUGGCCACUCCCGGGUGGAUCGAGAAUGUCCUCUCUGUGCAGCCUUACAGCCAGGAGUGGGAGCUGGUGAACAAUGACCAGCCAUCAGAGGACACCUAUGAAGAUGAAGAUGAUGAGAACAGUGAAAAUAAUUGGCGCAAUGAGUACCCAGAUGAGGAGGAUGACAGUGAUGAGGAAGAUUCCAGAGAUUCUGGUGACUACAGCAGCUGCAGUGAAGAUGAAAGACGCAACAGGAGACCGCAGCUGUGGAGCAAGUACCCUUUGGACGUACAGAAAGAGUUUGACUAUGACAGCCCCAGUGAGCUGGAUUAGACUCGACCUUGUAGUAGCCAUGAAAUUCGGCCAUUUGCCAAGAGGGCUCUGUGACUAGCUUCAGCUGUCCUAGCCACAUCCUCCCAGGUUUCCUCAUCAACUUGUGGAGGAAAAAGGCCUAACUAUCAACCCGAUCCCAGUACGGUGAAAAUGUGCUGUGGGAGUGCGUCUUAGUCACUGAAUGGGCCCCUUACCUGAUCACAGGUGACCCUGCAUAACCAGGGAGAGGGCUCCAAGAACUGAUGCGUGGGAAGGCCCAGGUUUGAUGCAUGGUACCAAGUACUGGUGUAGCCAAGAGUAAUCCCUGAGCACCACCAGGUGUGAUCCCCAAAGGUGGUCAGAGUUUAGGGAUGGUGGGAAUACGAUAAAAAGGAAGCCUCCUGGUCCAAGCUUCUCCCCAGCAUACCUGUUGUCUUUGCUGAAACCAGUUAUAUUGAAGAAAGACUUGUUUAUCAGUAGUCAGAUUUGUUUUCCCAGACCGCCAGGCCACCUCCAGUUCCUUUUGAGUAAAGGAAAUGACAAGGUGUCAUGGGUCCCUUGUGUCUGCACAGACCUGCCAGUCAUGGCCCACGCUGGAGGAAGUAGAAUCUGCCUGAAAAGUGAGUAGUGCCACCCAGUUCUGGUAAUGUUACAGAGACUGCAUUGGUGCCAAAGAAAGAGGACGUGUAUGACUGUGAUACUGUGUUUAAUAAAAACUAACUUUAAAACCGUUAACAUCUAAAGUCUAGGG